AUGUAUUCCUACUGUUGUUCUACUGCUAUCGAUUUCUUGCUCCUAUGUUACCACUCAUGGCAGACACUCUCUGCCCAACAACCAGCACACAUGGACGUCGGGCACCCACACAACAGGCGCCGCCCAGGUCAACAGAAUGCCGUGUUCUCGCGUCUUCAAAGUCUUUUUCCGACCUCGCCACACGCACACAUUAGCGCUCCGUCACCACGUUUUGGCGACGUGCUUGACGAGAAGAGUGUGCCGUCCCCCACGCCCCGAAUCUCCCCCGUGGACCCGAAAUUCAUGAAAAUACGGAUAGUAACAUGGAACAUGCAUGAGUCCCUCCCAAAGGGUGACCUUGAAGAACUGUUGGGCAAAGUACCCCUAUAUACCACUCCAUCGCAGUCCUCUUCUAUUCUUCAACUACCCAAUGACGGAAACCACCCUUAUCACUUGGUCGUAAUUGCCGGCCAGGAAUGCCCCACUCCGUCCGGUAUUCCCAUGGGACUUGGUGCCGGAUUCAAGAUUCUCGAUAAUAAAGACCGUGAAAAGUCAAGAGAAGGCGAGAAGGAACACGACAAGGGGAAGGACAAGACGAAGGACAAGGACCGAGUUGACGAAGCUCAAACCGAAGAGACCGCCCCUGAGAAUCCGACAGCUGGUUGGACAUCCAUGGUCGAGGAUUGGCUUUGCCAUGGUGGUGGUUAUACCAGUCGUACCAAUUCUCCAUCAACAACCGACGUCGGUCUUCCUCGACCAUUGAUGAGGCACAAAUCCACGAAAGAGUCCCGAAAAGGGCCCUACCAGUUGCUCAUCAAGGAGAGACUUAUGGGAAUUUAUCUCGCCAUAUAUGUUCAUCGAGAUGUCAAACCUUUCGUGCGAGGCAUGUCGAAGAGUGCAGUCACAGCAGGCCUCAUAGGCGGCAGACUCGGAAAUAAAGGAGGUGUCGGAAUCAGCUUGAAUAUCGAAGGCACGACGUACUUGUUCCUCAACGCCCAUCUCGCAGCCCACGGCGGACGCAUGAACCACCGUCUAGCGAACCUCUCAAAAAUAAAGGCUGAGCUGGAUGUGGACCACUAUUUGCAGGAAGACGAUCCCCGUAUGGCUGCUGAAGAUCUGACGGACCAGUUCGACUUCACGUUCUUGUUUGGAGACCUGAAUUUCAGACUCGAUAUCUCUCGUCUACACGCAGACUGGUUAAUUUCAAGACGAGAGUACAGACAAGCGUUCGAAUUCGAUCAACUAAACGCCAUCAUGAAAACAGGGUCUUUCUUCGAUGGAUUCAAUGAAGCGCCUAUCGAUUUCCCACCCACUUUCAAAUAUGACGUUCUUCGCACUCUGAAACGUCCGAAACGAUCAAGUUCGAAGCUGUCUCGGGCAGGGGACAGCUCAACCAAACUUGCUGAGGUUGAAGAACGAGGGUUUGAGGAAAAUGACGACGAAGGCGAUGAAGACGAAGGCGCCUCCCUCAUGUCUUCUGCAAUGACGUCUCUCAAUUCGAAACCAGCCACAGAGCCUGGGAAUGACGAAGACGCAUACUUCCACGCUUCGCCUUCGACGCCGACGGCUAUGGCAUCGACGAGCAAGGUCUCCCUGGCCCCCACUGGAGCGAGUAAGGCCAAGGUCAAAUGGUUGUCUAUUUUGUCCCCCUCUUUUUCGCCGAAACUCAAGACGAAGCAUGGAGAACCCUGGGGUGCGCCUGGGACGCCAGUUACCCCAAAUCAGCUCAUACCUCCCUCCCCUUUGAGUGCCCACCCUCCGAUCAGUGCAUCUGACUCCAGCAAGAGGCGCUUUCUACGUCCGCCUCCUAUGAUAUUGGUAAGCUCAAAUUCAAGCGGAGGCCAGGAAACCUUAGCAGAAGAGGAGGUUGUAGAGGAGAAGGGUGUGUAUGAUUCCUCUCACAAGAAGCGUGUUCCUAGCUGGUGUGAUCGCAUACUCUGGAAAACCACUAUAUUCCCAGAAUCUGUCUACGAGGAGUUGGAAAGCUACGAGCUACAUCAUAGACCACGUCCCAAGGUCGUCCAAUUUUUGGCGAACGCUUUCAAGCCGUCAUCACCCCGGGCCCGAGAUACCCCUCAAAUCUCAACAGUACUGUCUAGUCAAUCUACAGAGACUACACCCUCCACCGUCAACGGCCCCUCACCUCCUCUUCCUCACAACAUAUCGAUUCUCGAAUCGGACGACGAGCCAACACCGCCUUUUCACCACCUCCUACAGCCCCGCUUCCAUUCGAAGGGCCUCCUCGACGCUCUACAGGUCCUGAGAGUCCUCUGUCUGCAGAACGUCCGCAAUCAGCCGCCCAAUCGAUAUGGCGAUCGUUUAUUCCUGCAUUCCUUUCGCCAACCCACAAUCAAGGAAGCGUUCCACCGCCAGAACCUCCAGAACCUCCAGCAGUUCCGCUGCAUCAGAAAGGCGAUGUUGUCUGUCUUAGCUAUAAUACUCUGGAUGAUCGGGGGAUGCGCAGGCUGGAAGGAAGGAGUGACCAUCGACCUGUGA
Cyclocybe aegerita is the source of this 2475-nucleotide messenger RNA. NCBI's taxonomy places the organism in Eukaryota, Fungi, Basidiomycota, Agaricomycetes, Agaricales, Hemipholiotaceae. The record is from the annotation of a GenBank genome assembly.